Messenger RNA from Zygosaccharomyces rouxii, 903 nucleotides. RefSeq names its product ribosome biosynthesis protein MAK16 (gene MAK16). The coding region runs from base 1 to 903 and encodes 300 amino acids. Lineage: Eukaryota; Fungi; Ascomycota; Saccharomycetes; Saccharomycetales; Saccharomycetaceae. Gene Ontology annotation, biological process: maturation of 5.8S rRNA; maturation of LSU-rRNA. The transcript has a single exon. Gene Ontology annotation, cellular component: nucleolus; preribosome, large subunit precursor. The record is from RefSeq and is a predicted model, not a curated record.
AUGUCUGAUGAUAUUAUUUGGCAACUGAUUAACAACCAGUUCUGUUCCUACAAAAUACGGACAGAUAAGAAUCAAAAUUUCUGUCGUAAUGAAUACAACGUUACUGGCCUUUGCAAUAGACGUUCAUGUCCCUUAGCUAAUUCAAAGUAUGCAACUGUUAAAAAUGUGAAUGGUAGGCUUUACCUUUACAUGAAGACAGCUGAAAGGGCACAUACUCCAGCUAAGCUUUGGGAAAGGAUCAAAUUAUCCAAAAACUAUUCAAAGGCAAUAGAGCAAAUCGAUGAACACUUAAUCUAUUGGAAUAAGUUUUUAAUAUACAAGUGUAAGCAAAGAUUGACCAGAUUGAUUCAAGUUGCCGUUACCGAAAGACGUAUGGCACUCAGAGAGGAGGAAAGACAUUACGUCGGUGUUGCUCCUAAGGUAAAGAGAAGAGAAGAGAAUAGAGAAAGAAAGGCAUUGGCUGCGGCCAAGAUUGAAAAAACCAUCGAAAAGGAACUUUUGGAUAGGUUGAAAAGUGGUGCUUAUGGUGAUAAGCCAUUGAAUGUUGAUGAAAAAAUCUGGAAAAAGGUUAUGGGCCAUAUGGAGGAUGAGAAUGAAGCUAUCAGCGACCAAGAAAUGGAAGAUGAGGAAGAAGAGAGUGAUGAAGGUGAAGUUGAAUAUGUCGAAGACGAUGGUGAUGAAGACUUGGUGGAAAUGGAAGAUUUAGAAAAAUGGCUACAAGGAUCUGGUGAUGAGCAAGAUGAGGAUGAAAGUAGCAGCAGCAGUGAUGAAUCCAGCGAUGAAGAUGAUGAAAGAGCUACAAAGAAACAAAAGAAGGCACCACUAAGAAGAAGACCAAAGGUGGAAAUUGAAUACGAACAAGAACAAGAACAAAACCCUGCUCGUCAAGAAGUGUCUCUUUGA